AGCAGAAACACGUGGAGCAGAGCACUGGGAGGGGAGCCGAGGAGCACCAGCAGGAUGACAGACGUGGAUACAAGUAUGGAUUCUGUGAGCUAUCCGGAGCAGCCACAACCAGCAGCUCUGACAUCUUCUGGAGCAUCUUUUCUCUUAAAAGCGUCAGCCUCUGAUGGCCGGAACGAUGAGAGCGCACAUAGAUCUUAGUGUAUGCUCUUCAAAAAGAGUCACAGAGCCUCACUCUUGUGCUGCCAAAUAUCAGCAUUGUAAGGAAGAGGAGGAGCCACAGUCAGAAGGUAUUGAUCAGACCGAUCUCCAACAGGAGGACAACAAUGCAGAGAAUAUAAUAAAGAUAAAAAAUGAAUCCGCAGAGGCAGGAGCAGCCAAGCAGUCAGAAGGUAUUGAUUUAUCCUAUGGAUAUGGAGCAGAGUGUGCAUCCUACAACAGCAUCCAGCUGGAUCGACAUGACACAUCAUAUGAUCUCAACAGACCCAACCUGGGGAAGCUGUACUGUGACAUUUGUGGACUAGCAUGCAAUAGCCUCAACGUUUUACUAGUGCACAAAAGAAGCCAUACAGGGGAACGUCCUUUCCAGUGCAAUCAAUGUGGAGCUUCAUUCACCCAGAAAGGGAACUUGCUCCGACAUGGCAAGCUACACACUGGAGAGAAGCCUUUUAAAUGUCACUUGUGCAGCUAUGCCUGCCAAAGGAGAGAUGCCUUGUCCGGACAUCUUCGCACACAUUCGGUGGAGAAACCUUUCAAAUGUGAAUUCUGUGGACGUAGCUAUAAGCAGCGCAGCUCUCUGGAGGAACACAAGGAGCGAUGUCGUGUUUUUCUGCAAAAUGUUAGCGAGUCUGCUAUUGAGGAACCCAAGCAGAUGAAACCGGAAAUGGGGAGUAAUCGGGCGCUGGUACUGGACCGAUUAGCCAGCAAUGUUGCAAAAAGGAAAAGCUCUAUGCCACAAAAAUUUAUUGGAGAGAAGAGACAAUGUUUUGAAGUUCCCUACAACAGUUUCUUGUAUGAUAAAGAUCAUAAUGUGAUUCCUCAAAGGAUGCUGGAGCAGAAUAUAGGAAAUCCAAUGGCCUACCUUGGUCCAGGGGUUUUACGUCCUGUAAUUCACACUCCACCCACUCCAACUGCAGAAAUGGUACCUGUUAUUAGCAGCCUUUACCCAGUACAGCUCACGCAUGUUGAUAUUUCCAAUGGCCAUCUUCCCUCUCAGCCGCUUAGAGAAAAGAAGCAAGUUCCAGAACAGGGUAGGUCCCCAUGUGCCAAUGCUCAAGACUCAACUGAUACAGACAGCAGUCAUGAAGAAAGAGCAUCCUAUCCACCCAACCUAAAUACUACUGCAGUUCGGACAAACAGUGCACUUCAACCCCCCAAGGAGCAUGCUAGGGUCUUUGAGCCCUUGAAACAUCCGGGGUUAUCUCAGCAUGAUCUUCUGCAGCUGUUGAGUAAAGAUGGGUUCCCGAUUGGGGUGUAUCGCUGUGACCAUUGUUGCGUUUUUUUUCUGGAUUAUGUCAUGUUUACCAUCCACAUGGGAUGCCAUGGAUUUCGAGACCCCUUUGAGUGCAAUAUGUGUGGACAUAGAAGCCAGGACCGAUAUGAGUUCUCAUCCCAUAUUGCACGUGGUGAACACCGCCUUUGUAUGAAUUAGCAGCCUUACCAACUGAUUCUAUGUUGAGGAUAAAUCAGUUGCCAAGUCAUUGUUACGUAUACAACAUCAGACAAAUGGCAGCAAGAGUAUAAGAUGAUAAAGGCUGCAGUGUGUUUGUGUUCAUCCUUAAAAGCUUUAUUGGUACUCAAUGCAGAUAUCUUGACUAUUUCAAUCUAUUGCAAUCUAAAGGGAAUCUGUUAUCACAAUUCUGAACUAUUAUCUGCAGUAAUACAUGAGUAGUAGUGCACAUAGGGAGUAUGUGAUGUGGUAACAUAAUGUAGAAGACUCAUCCACAUGCACAUCAGUCCUAUCAAUUUAUUUCAGUGCAGCUUUAAACCUUGAUAAAAGCCUAAUUAAUAAAGGCCAAUAGACCGAAACGUUAAAUCUGUUUGCUAUGAUUCUGUUUCUAUGCAGUGGCCGGGUUUUGGGUAGCCCCAAUGCUCCGCUGGGUCCCCAGGACACCAUUCAGAUUUCACCAUGUGUUGCUGCUCUCCAGAAGGGCAGAAGGGAUGGUAAGGUGUGGUGCACCCCAAUGGGAAAUAAGUCCAGAGAGUCAGGGACUGUAGUAAACCAUUGUGCUUUUUUACUGGAGGAAGUCACAUGUAAAACAAUACAGGUGAGGCAUAGGGCUGGCUUCUCUAGUUUUCUCCCUGUGAGAAGAAGGGUUUGAUGUUGAGGAAAGGCCUGAGCUAGCUGUCCCUAUCUCUGUCAGAAGGCUGGUACACUGGCCAAAGGCUGGUGAUCCAAGUUCUGUCGCAGAGUAUUCCAUCUCAGCGUCAUCUCCUGAUCACUGAAUAGACUGGCAGAGUCUCCCCUCCCGAUUAUUUUUGUUGUAACUUUAUUAUUUUCUGAUACAUGCAUUGAUUUAAGACAUUACUAUUGGACUGUAGUCAUACUAGGUCUCUUCUCGGGUGGUGGUAUCUAUCCCUUGUGAAAAGGGUUUUUAGAGUAGGGUUUUUAGUGAAAAAUUUUAGAGUAGGAACAAGCAGGGAAGCUGUCGGCCAGGGAAGAAGGAGUGAGGAGCUGUAGCUACUGUGCCUUCUAGCAGAACUGCAGCUACUGCAAAUCUCAAAAGCAGCUACCUGCAAGGACAAUCUUUUAUUUGUUUCCCAUUUUCACAGAAAUCCUUUUUUUUGGCAGGUGUUCUCCAACUACAGAACACUAGGGGCUCUGACUGCUCUCCGAAUAUACAGUUUCUGGCUAAACUACAACCUUAUAGAGAGAGGGGUGUAGAGGAGAAACUCAGCACAAACAAAUACAAUGUUAAAACUUCUGUCUCCCAUAGACUAACCUUAAUGCUUCAGUGAUGGCAAUGACACAAAUCUAGACACCUAUUUUUGAACUGUCUGUGGGAGUGCUGCUUCAACUUUGUACUCCAGCUUUAAACCCUGACAGUUGGAGAAUGGGGAGCAAUAAGAAAAUUAUCUGGACUCCUUAUCUUUAGUACUUCUUAUGUAUUACUGCAGAUAAUAAUCCAAGAUCAUUGUGACAGAUUCCUUUUAAAGCCUUAAAUUAAAAUAUGUUUACUUUGUAGGCCUUUUCCUGUAAAUUAUACUUGUACAAAGUUGUCAAAUGUUGAGUGAGAAGCACUGGAGAUACUGUUUUUUGAUACUUCCCUUUUUAUAAUAUCGGGUGUUACUAUUUUAUAUGUGUUUUGAUAUAAUGUUACCCAUUUGGUAAACCAUCUAGUUAUUUUCUGUUGUUCUGAACAUUACCAUGAUUGAAGACAAUAAUUUGUUUGACUCUUCUCUGCUGAGUAAGAUAUUAGGUUGAAUAUUAUCAAUUAUUAAAGUCUAUCUACUGCCAAAAAUAUAAAUCUCAGUUGGGGCUGGAUAUUUGACCAAAUAUUACCCUUUCCUUACUGUAUAGUAUAACAUUACCUCUGUAGACCCAAUUAAGUAUUUCACUGUAUUUUUGCAGUUUAACAGAAAAAGCAAAUAAACCACACAGUAAAUUGUAAAGUCUCAGAAUGGUAUACAUUGAUGGUGAAUACAAAACAUUAA
This is a messenger RNA of Bufo gargarizans (Asiatic toad), 3651 nucleotides long. It is a transcript of the gene IKZF3, whose product is annotated as IKAROS family zinc finger 3. Gene Ontology annotation, biological process: regulation of transcription by RNA polymerase II. Lineage: Eukaryota; Metazoa; Chordata; Amphibia; Anura; Bufonidae. The record is from RefSeq and is a predicted model, not a curated record. Bases 164 to 1648 code for a protein of 494 amino acids. The transcript has 9 exons. Gene Ontology annotation, molecular function: RNA polymerase II cis-regulatory region sequence-specific DNA binding; DNA-binding transcription factor activity.